AUGGUAGAAAAUAAUAAUAGUAAUGAUUCAAUUUUAAUAAUAAAUAAAGAAGAAAAAGUAUCAGUAAAAGAUGAAAAAGUGGAAAUAUCAAAUGAAAAAACAGAAAAUCGAGUCCACAUGUUAAGUUUAACAACAGUUAUGAUAAUUGGAUUUGUGGCAAAUGUUGAAUAUGGUAUUGUAAUGCCAUCAUUAUUAAAAUAUUUAGAAUCAAUCAAUGGUAAUAGUAAUUCAUUGGGGUGGGCAUUAGCAGUAUUUUCAAUAGCACAAGUUUGUUUUUUACCAAUUGUUGGAAUUUGGGCAGACAAAAGAACAAUGAAAGAAAGUUUUAUAGCAAGUUUAAUAGUUGGUGUAAUUGGUAAUAUAGUUUAUGCAAUGGCAAUCGAUCCAUAUAUGGUGAUUGCAGGUCGUUUCAUAGCAGGUAUCGGUAGUAGUAAUAUGGCAUUAACCAAUAGUUACAUUGCAGCAGUCAGUACCAAAGAGCAAAGAACCAAAUUUAUGGGUAUAAUCAAUGGUAUCAAUGCAUUUGGUUUAGUUGCAGGUCCAGCAUUUAAUCUUGGUAUUGGUGAAGUUAAUUUCAAUUUUUGGAUUGGUAAAGUUCAUUUCAUUUUCGAUCCAUUAAGAACACCAGGUUGGUUAUUAGCAUUAUUUUUAUUCUUAAUUUUAUUAUCAUUCAUUGGAUUCAGAGAACCAACUCCAAUAAUUGAUAAUCAAGAUAAUAAUCAAACUAAUAUUGAUCAAGUAUCUAAAAUUGAUAUAAAUGAAAAACAACAACAUAUUUCAUCAUCUAAAUUUAAAAGUAAUGAAAAAGCACCAUUAUUACAUAAAAGUACAAGCCAUCCACAUGCAUUAGAUAAAUAUUCAGAAGUUACAUUGGGUGGAGACUAUAAGCAUAGUAUAAAUCAACAAUAUUCAACAUAUAGUAAAUAUCCAACAUUUGGAGAGGAAGGAUCAUUAACAUAUAGAAUGGUUAAUCCAAAAGGUUUAAAUGGAAAUGGUGGUGAAUCAUUAUCAACUACCAUGAUUACACCACAAUCAUCAUUUCAACAUUUUUCAAGUAAAAAAUUUUCAAAAUAUCAAACCUCUUCAUCAAAUGGUGGUUCAAUUCAUCAAUCAAGAUUAUUUGGUGCUGAUCAAAAGAAAAAAGAACCAACAUUUUUAGAAAAUUUAAAAAAGAUAUUAAAUGCAUCACUAUUGACAUGUUUUGUAAUUAAUUUUGUGCAAAAUUUUGUAUUUGGUUCACUUGAAACUUUAAUUACACCAAUCACUCAACAACAGUAUGGUUUUGGUACAAUUCAAAAUAGUAUUAUGUAUAGUUUGGUGUCAUUGGAAAUCAUAGUUUUCAUUAUUGUUACAGUUAUAUUCACAGGUAAAGGUGGACAAGAUAAACAUGCAAUCAUGUUUGGUAUGUUAUUCAUUGGUGCUGGUUUAAUAUUGAUGAUGUUCUUCUUUGGACUUGGUUUGGCAACUGAUAGUGUACCAAUGUGGAAAUUCAUUUUAUCGGUUGCAAUCACUACUGUUGGUAUUCCAACUCAAAAUACUUCAGUCUAUAGUCUUUAUUCUAAACUAUUGAAUAGAAUCUAUGGUGAAGAAGAAUCUCAAGGUUUCCUAAGUGGUUGUAUGAUGAUUAUGGGUAGUCUUGCUAGAAUUCUUGGUCCGCUUUGGGCUGGUUAUGGUUUAUCAAUGAUAAGACGUCUACCACUUUUCAUUGUAUUAAUUUCAAUGUGGGUUUUCGAUAUGGGUAUAGUUUUAUUAUUCUGGAAGAAAUUAACUUUUAAAUUUGAUCCAAAUUCAAAACCAAUUAUAGUUUCUCAUUAA
Molecule: messenger RNA, 1815 nt
Organism: Dictyostelium discoideum AX4
Lineage: Eukaryota; Evosea; Eumycetozoa; Dictyosteliales; Dictyosteliaceae
Exons: 1
Coding region: 1-1815 (604 amino acids)
Biological process (GO): transmembrane transport
Cellular component (GO): vacuole; membrane
Molecular function (GO): transmembrane transporter activity
Source: RefSeq, a predicted model, not a curated record